AUGACAGUUGUGGAGGCCGUCAAGAAUCUUGCUGGCGUGUCUGAUGGCACUGCUACGCCAAAGGAGAUGUCUGAUGCCCGCCUGCCUCUCGCAUACAGGGACUCUUGCGCUCAUCUGCUGAUUCCGCUCAACCGCUGUCGACAAGAGGAGUACUAUCUUCCUUGGAAGUGCGAGACGGAACGACAUACUUAUGAAAAGUGCCAAUACGAUGAAUUCAAGAAGCGAGUCGCUAAGAUGGACGAACUGCGAGCAGCAAAGGGGGGCGAGCGGAGCAAUUAG
This is a messenger RNA of Talaromyces proteolyticus, 279 nucleotides long. RefSeq names its product putative NADH-ubiquinone oxidoreductase B18 subunit. Gene Ontology annotation, cellular component: mitochondrion. The transcript has 3 exons. The record is from RefSeq and is a predicted model, not a curated record. The coding region runs from base 1 to 279 and encodes 92 amino acids. Lineage: Eukaryota; Fungi; Ascomycota; Eurotiomycetes; Eurotiales; Trichocomaceae.